CAGAGCUCAGUGGCCUGUUGCUACGUAUCAGGUCUGUGUGAACGCUGCUGCUGACGACUGCUGGGAAGAUGGACGUAUAUCUGGACUUAGUGAAAUUAUUACCAAGAUACAAAAACAUAAUCAUACUCUUGCUGUCAGCAGGAAGGAGAAGGGGGGAGGUGACGGAGGGCAACAGAGAGAAAAGGAACACCAGUGUGAGAGAGAGAGCUCAUUCACUUCAAACCCAGCUGACAAAACGUCCUGCAGAGUGCACCCCAGGCUGGACAAAGCGCUCCCACCCUUUUCUCCACAUGACAAUGGCCUCUACCACUGCUGUUAAAGACACAGGUUUCACAGGCGCCCUGCUCCUCCUCCUGUUAGGACUGCUCCUGCCUGCAGUAUUAGUGUCAGGGCAAAAUAACACAACUGCAGCCGUGACAAUGAUCAACACAGCCUCACAGCCAACCACCAUGACGUCUGGAGCAGACAGCAGCACCACCCAGGCCCCCACAGCAAAUGCUGCAACCCAAUCCAUGACCGUCACCACAGGACCCUCCACCUCCCAGGCCCUAAACACCACCUCUGGGGCCACAACAAUGACCACACAGUCCACAAGGCCCGACAUCAGCAGCACCAUCCAGUCUACCACCUUAGGAGCUUCUGCCACAUCUGGAGGCAUGGCAACCUCCGGGGGCACCGGACUUAACUCCACCACCCACUCAUCCUCCACCAACACCACCUCUGGCGGCUCAGCAUCUAACACCACCACCCAGACUCUCACUACUACAGCCGCCUCUGGAGGCAUUGCAUCCAACACCACUCAGUCCUCCACAGCUUCUGCCACAUCUGGAGGCAUGGCAAUGACCCACAACCAGUCAACCACCAACACUCUCCCCUCUGGAAGUUUUGCAAUCACCAGCACUCAGUCCUCCACAACAUCUAACACAUCUGGAGCAGCCGUGACCCAACCCAACAUCACCACGAUGGCCUCAGGUGGCAUGACUGGUACCAAUGGAACCACUGUCUCUAUGUCCUGUCCCUCAUUCAGCUGUAACUACUCGGAGUGCUACAGUAUGUACAGCAGUCAGAAUGCCACAUCAUGUCCUGCUGAUUCCUUUUGUCAGCUGAUGAGGCAGAUGAACAUGUUCUACACCGUCAGCUGCAGUGCCUCGUGUGCUGACAGCUGCGUCAACGCCUCCCAGAUCAACUGCACUGAGAACUGCUGCAACUCUACUGGCUGCCUCAACAGCAGUUUUGCUUCCAUGAUGAUGAUGAACAUGACCACAGCAACUGGAACCACAACAACAAUGAAAUCCAGUACAACUACUACCACCACUGCAGUAAACAAUGGAAACAAGUGUCAUCGAGGUAUGUGUACUGGCUCAAAUUGCUACACAGGUUUUAAAACCGCAGCCCUCCAAACCUGCUCGUCCUCACAGCCACACUGUCAGCUGAAAAAGGAGACAGUGGACUCCUCGCUUCAGUGGACGGCAGGUUGCAUUUCCAACUGUUCUGACAAAACCAUAUGCAAGGACUCCACACCACCCCCGUGUCAUCUGGAAUGCUGCAACGCCACCAGCACCUCUUCCUGCCUGUGGCUGAACGGUACGCUGAAUGUCCCCUCGUUCGCCACAAGAGGCCCUCUUCACACAGAACUUAUAACCUGCUUGCUCUGCCUGCUCGCCAUCACCCUGAUGCUGUGAGGGACCAAGAGCAGGCUCAGUUAUUAUGUAGGUCAUGUUAGAUAUCCAGAGCUUUGUAUAACUCACUUCCAAAAUUAAAGCAGGUUACGGUUUACUUCAUAUAUCUCAGUGAUAUUCAUAUGUGAUUGUGCUGUAUAUAUAAAUAUGGGAUAAUAUAAAUGUAAAGUGAUAAUGUUGAUUUUAUUUCUUUUUAUUGAAGAUUCUCGAUCACAUUUUUAUUUCAGUUUCAAGACCAGUAACAAAUGUCUUUUGUUUUUCUAAUUGAAAGCACACAUCACUAACUUCAGGAAAAUCUUGUCUUUAUAAUAAACUAAAUAACACAUUAAAAAACGUUUUUAUUGGAGUGAAGUUUAAAUUAAAGCUCAACGCUUUGUUUUAGCCAUGACCUUGCCCACGACUUAUUAAAUUUCCACUCUCACCUGAUUUUUAGACACAUUUUAAAUUUUGGAUGGGUGAGUGAGCCUAAACACUAGAUUUUAGUGGUCGUGAGCAUUUUGUACCAUGUUUUUAAUAAAACAUUUCCCCCUUAGAUGAAUAACUUUUGAAGCCAUUGCAAGAGUAACGCAGCUAAAAGUCUAUAUGCACUUUAUGAGAUUCAAACUCUGAGCUGUCACAGGAUGUUGUGAAGGUUUGCUGAAGAACUACUGUCAAUGUAAUCACAAUGAAAUGUGCAAUUCAGGACUUUUUAGCUACUUUUUGUCAAAAUAUUUUUUUUGAUGUGAUUUGGAUGUGUACGUGGUGUACAAAGUAUAUUUUUUGGUAUAAUGGUGUCAUCUAAAUGUUACAUGAAAUCAGACUGGUGUCAGGUUGUUCUAGUUUUGUGUUUCUGUAAAAUAUGAUGAUAGUGCCUGAAGAAAUAUAUCUAAUAAACUUUAUG
Molecule: messenger RNA, 2559 nt
Organism: Paralichthys olivaceus (Japanese flounder)
Lineage: Eukaryota; Metazoa; Chordata; Actinopteri; Pleuronectiformes; Paralichthyidae
Source: RefSeq, a predicted model, not a curated record